AGAAGUGGAAAGCAGUUUCCAGGCUAAACAAAAAAAAAAUACACUUAAGCCAUGGAGUCCAACCAGGAAUCCUCACUUUUCCUAGUGAAGAUCUUGGAGGAGCUGGAUACGAAGCAAAAUACAGUUUCUUACCAGGACCUCUGCAAGUCCCUGUGUGCAAGGUUUGAUUUAUCCCAGUUGGCCAAGCUCAGAAGUGUGCUGUUUUACACCGCUUGCCUGGAUCCUAAUUUCCCAGCGACUUUGUUCAAAGACAAAAUGAGAUGCACUGUAAACAAUCAGCAAUCAAAGAAAAUCAUGGUUGCAGCAGAUAUAGUAACAAUAUUCAACCUCAUACAAAUGAAUGGGGGAGUGGCCAAGGAGAAACUUCCAGUUGCAAGGCAGAAAGUGAAGAAGAAAGAGUCGUUCGAGUCCUGUAGAUCUGACACGGAAAUCUGCAAUAUGGCAGACUGCGUGCCCAACUGCGAGCUGAAUGACCAGGAGUUUAACCGGGGCUUUCCAGUGAGAAGGUCUUCAAAAUGCAGAAAGAUGGACUGCAAAGACUGUCAACAGUUUGUCCCCUCGUCAGAACCCAACUUUUUGCUUGGUGUUAAUAAGGAGAUGAAGGGCCGGGCUGCCUCUCUGGACAGGCUACAGGCGCUGGCGUCCUACUCCAUCGCCACGUCUCCACCAUGCGAGAUGCAGAGUACGUACUUCCCCAUGAACAUUGAAAAUGAAUCUAUUUCAGACCAGGACUCCUUGCCUAUAAGUGCAGGCAUAAAAGAAACCUUCAUUUCAAAUGACGAGCCAUUUGUGAUGCAGUCGUGUGUCCAGAAAAGAAAUAUAUUCAAAGAAGAUUUUCAUAAUCUGAUUACAAUAUCUCCCAACUUAAUACCAUCCAACAAAAAAACAGAAGAUGGACACAGAGAGCCUCAGAACAGGAAAGAAAGCUCUAAGCAGGCUUUCUUCAACCACAGCUUUGAAAUGCCAUACAGCAGCCAGUACUUGAAUCCAGUUUAUUCUCCUAUACCAGACAAAAGACGAGUGAAGCACGAAAGUUUAGAUGAUCUUCAAGCUUCAACGUAUUUUGGCCCAACUACUAUUCUCGGGCCCCAGGACACCAAAAAGUGGACUGGAAAGCCAACCAAGCAAACUGCAUGGCCAGCUAAAAGCUGGAGUUUAAAUACUGAGGAGGUACCUGACUUUGAACGAUCAUUUUUUAAUAGGAAGCAGUCUGAAGAGAAGCCGCGAUACCAGAGUUCAAACAACCCAUCUCCAAACUUUCCUUCAGCUGACAGGCAUCAGUCCUACCUAAACACAAAAGAUCAGCAACCAAUUAUGCAGGCAAACUAUGCUGUGAAAUCAAAUGGGCAUAAACCCAAGGAAAUUCCUUCCAUUCUAGACGUGGAGAAGCAUGAGCCAGUCAAAAAGUUUAAAGAUAAAAGCAUUAAUUGUUCUUCUGUUCAGAUUUUAAGCAUUGACAGGACCACGAGUGUUGGGACACAAACAGAGCAGCAAGUUCUGGACCACAAGAAAUGCAAGGAUUUGUGUGCGGCGGGCCAAGCCAAGUACGGAGAGCGACACUCUCUUAAGCAGUCGGAUGAUGACUCUGAAAUUGUGAGCGAUGACAUCAGUGACAUUUUCCGGUUUUUGGAUGACAUGAGUAUCAGCGGGUCGACGGGAGUGAUGCAGUCUUCAUGCUACAACAGUACUGGUUCCUUGUCUCAGGUGCAUAAAUCAGACUGUGAGAGCUCACCUGAGCACAAUUUGACUAAAAUCUCCAACGGGAGUGCCUGUAACAAAUUGGAUAAAGUGGUCCGGGCAGACGUCAGUAAUACAGAUGAUGAACUGAAAACGAGCGUCUGCAAAUUAGUUUUGAGGAUUGGCGAAAUAGAGAAGAAACUGGAAUCUCUGUCUGGCGUUCGAGAAGAAAUCUCCCAAGUCCUGGGAAAAUUGAGCAAGUUGGAUCAAAAAAUUCAGCAGCCAGAGAAGGUCAGCGUACAAAUAGAUCUCAAUUCUUUGACAAGUGAUGCUGCAUCAGAUGAGAGUAACUCCCCGCAGAUAUUUCAGUGCCACAAUACUCCUCAUGGAGGCAAACUAGAGAAUAAUCCAGAAUGGUGCUGUUCAGACGCCAGUGGAAGUAAUAGCGAGAGUCUUCGAGUAAAAGCCUUAAAAAAAAGUUUAUUUACUAGGAGGUCAUCAAGAUCAUUAACAGAGGAAAAUAGUGCAACUGAAUCCAAAAUAGCAAGUAUUUCAAACUCUCCCCGAGACUGGAGAGCUAUUACUUACACCAACCAAGUUGGCAUUACGGAAGAGGAGAUGAAAGAGAGAGAUGGAGGAGAGAAUAAGGACUGGCACAGGAAAUCUAAAGAGGCAGACAGGCAAUAUGAAAUCCCACAGCCACAUAGACUCCCUAAACAACCAAAAGAUGCUUUCUUGAUUGAACAAGUCUUUAGUCCUCAUCCCUACCCUGCAUCACUCAAGUCACACAUGAAAAGCAACCCGCUGUACACAGACAUGAGGUUGACCGAGCUGGCUGAAGUGAAACGCGCCCAGCCGUCUUGGACCAUAGAGGAAUACACGAGGAAUUCGGGGGAUAAAGGCAAGAUUGCAGCACUGGAUCUACAAACUCAAGAAUCUUUAAACCCAAACAACUUAGAAUACUGGAUGGAAGACAUUUAUACUCCUGGCUAUGAUUCCUUAUUAAAACGCAAAGAAGCUGAGUUCAGAAGAGCAAAGGUUUGCAAGAUAGCUGCCCUGAUAGCAGCGGCAGCUUGUACGGUUAUUCUGGUCAUUGUAGUUCCCAUUUGUACAAUGAAAUCCUGAACCUGCGGACAGACGCGUGACUCCCAGCCGCGUGUAUCUCAGAUAGCUCAUGCUGUGUUUCAAACGUCUGAUGGCAAAACUGUAAGGAAUUUGCUAAGGAAGAAUGUUCUGAGGGUAUCCUGAUGGAGAAUGCUGUAAAUGUAGGCAAAACACAAAACAACCAGAGAAACUUUUUUUUUUUUUUUUUAAAGUAUAAUUUUAAAUAACAGACUGUGUGGCAGAGUUAAUGGGAACUUGGUUCAAUUUUUAUGCAUUUUUAAAAGUGCAAUUUUUUUUUUCCUAAAGAAACAAUAUAAUGUUUUACAGAAUCAGAGACUGAUGAGAAUCCAGGCAAAAGAGGAAGGUUGUCUGAGCUGUGUUGCAUUUAACGGAGGUAUGGGUACAUGGAGGUAGCAUUGUAUAGAAAGGAAUGUUCUACAUGCAUUACAUCGAGGAGCUAGGAAAGUCUUAAAGCUCUCUACAAUGUAGAAAACUCUGAAUGUAUUGUAUUUAUUUAAUAGUAUUUAUGUAUUUCAUGAUCAUUUGAUUGAAAGCAGACUGUGUAGCCAUGAACGGAGUUCAUUCCUAUGUUCAGAUUAAAAAGGGCUCUUUGUAUUUGGUCUUGCCCUAAGACCCACUCUGUCAUUACUGAGUGCUUAGAUAAGUGCAAUGUGCUGCAGACCAAAAAGAUUAUGUUUUAAAGCAA
Balearica regulorum gibbericeps (East African grey crowned-crane) is the source of this 3487-nucleotide messenger RNA. The record is from RefSeq and is a predicted model, not a curated record. Lineage: Eukaryota; Metazoa; Chordata; Aves; Gruiformes; Gruidae.